This is a messenger RNA of Engraulis encrasicolus (European anchovy), 1379 nucleotides long. RefSeq names its product transmembrane protein 100. Gene Ontology annotation, biological process: cellular response to BMP stimulus. The record is from RefSeq and is a predicted model, not a curated record. The transcript is spliced from 2 exons. The coding region runs from base 431 to 907 and encodes 158 amino acids. Gene Ontology annotation, cellular component: plasma membrane. Lineage: Eukaryota; Metazoa; Chordata; Actinopteri; Clupeiformes; Engraulidae.
AGCGUGCUGUGAGAGAGGAGAGGAGAGAGGAGAGAGGGCUCACUGCAGGGGAACAGGGAAGUGAGUGGCUGACUGAGUGGGUGAGAGAGAGAGAGUGGGAACGCCGCACAGCACAGCACAGCACAGCACUGCACGUAGUAUACCCACCUAUACGCUGGGAUAGAGAAAGACGCAGAGAGAGACAGGGAGAGAGAGAGAGAGAGAUAGAGAUAGAGAGAGAGAUACAAGGAAAAAGAGACAGAGAGAGAGAGCGAGCGAGUGACCCAACCCAAAGCAAGGCAAGGCAACACAAGGCAAGGCAACACAAGGCAAGGCAAAGCGAGGUGAGGCGAGGCAAGGCUAGGGGGCUCGUGAAAACGAGAGGUCGCUCCUCAAUUCUUCUCCCUCAGUCUUCCAACCCCCUCCAUCAGAAGCAAAAAAAGGCGUAACAAUGGGGUGCACGGCCGGACACCCCGCCUGCCAGGCCCCCCCGGCCCCCAACACUGCCACCUUAGGACCAGGCUGCGGUGGGGAUGGGGAAAUGUCAGACUCGGCAGCCGCCGCCGCCGCAACUGCUGCUGCUGAGAGCCUGGAGGAAGGGAGGGGAACCCCCAAAUCCCCCGAGGUGCUGUCGUCUCUGGAGCGCCUCUCGCAGGCCACGGGCGGCAUGGAGAAGUCCUGGUACCGCUGCAUCUUCCCCUUCGGCAUCUUCUCGCUGGUGAUCGGCAUCGCGGGCACGGGCGUCACCUACACGUACGACGCGCUGCCCCAGACCAAGGUGGUGUCGCUGGUGCUGCUGGUGGUCGGCGUGGUGCUGGUGGCCAUGGCCGUGGCCUGCUGGACGGCCCACAAGAAGAAACGCAGGAAAAAAAAGGAGAAGGGCGACCCUUCCUCUUCACGGGAGCCCGAACUGCAGAGUCCGCUAUGACGGGAGGACGGGACGGGACGGGAGGAGGAGGAGGAGGAGGAGGAGGCGUGAGGAGAGAAAAAGGAUUGGAAGAGGAUCGGAAAGGGAAGGAUUGCGAGGAGGAUUUUUGUUUUUGAAAAGAAGAGAAGAGCAUGUGUUGGUUAUGGCUGUUUGGUCACAGCAUCACUUUAUUUUUUUAAUGUUGUUUUUUUUGUUCUCUUCUUAAAACUACUGAAGAGCUCUGCACACCAAUCCCACUCAGGACGUACAACAGCACACGCAGAAGCAUGUGCACACAAACUUUCUGGAUGAAAAAGUCUUUUUUGUAACCACACACACACAUAUAGUACAUACAUAGAAGCAAACAUACACACACAGACACACACGGACGGACACAUACGGGUCUGUGCAAGAGGCAAGUGCAGGUACGCACGCAGUUUACCGGCACUCCACAGGUAUCUAGUGUCAAAACAACUCGGAAGGAGAGGCGUAC